Arachis ipaensis is the source of this 2514-nucleotide messenger RNA. NCBI's taxonomy places the organism in Eukaryota, Viridiplantae, Streptophyta, Magnoliopsida, Fabales, Fabaceae. The record is from RefSeq and is a predicted model, not a curated record.
AAGAAUAAAUAUACCAUGGCGGUGUAUUAUAAAUUUAAGAGUGCAAGAGAUUAUGAUUCAAUUCCCAUGGACGGUCCUUUCAUCUCUGUUGGUACAUUGAAAGAAAAAAUAUUUGAAUCCAAGCAUUUAGGCAGGGGUACUGAUUUUGAUCUCGUGGUAACCAACGCCCAGACCAAUGAAGAAUAUCUUGAUGAAGCAAUGCUGAUUCCUAAAAAUACCUCAGUGUUAAUUCGUCGGGUUCCUGGUCGGCCACGUUUACCAAUUGUUACUGAACUAGAGCAAAAAAAGGUGGAAAAUACGGCUAUGGAAGCCGAACCUGAAAACAGCAGCUUACCAGCUGAAGAUGCAUCUGCUGUAAAAUAUCCAGAAGAUUCUGAUUGGGAUGAAUUUGGAAAUGAUUUGUAUGCGAUUCCUGAUGUACCACCCAUUCAAUCAAGCAACUUAAUUCCUGAAGCUCCUCCAACCAACAAAGCUGAUGAAGAAAGUAAGAUAAAGGCUUUGAUUGAUACUCCUGCCUUGGAUUGGCAACAUCAAGGAUCGGACUUUGGUGCUGGUAGAGGUUUUGGAGGAGGUAUGGGUGGACGGAUGGGGGGUGGUCGUGGUUUUGGGCUGGAGCGGAAAACACCUCCUCAAGGCUAUGUAUGUCACAGGUGCAAGGUUCCUGGCCAUUUUAUUCAGCACUGCCCUACAAACGGUGAUCCAAAUUAUGACAUCAAGAGAGUUAAACAACCUACUGGUAUUCCGAGAUCCAUGCUGAUGGUGAACCCACAAGGUUCCUAUGCUCUACCAAAUGGUUCAGUAGCUGUAUUGAAGCCAAAUGAGGCUGCUUUUGAGAAAGAAAUAGAAGGUUUACCUUCCGCCACACGUUCUGUUGGGGAUCUACCACCUGAGCUCCACUGCCCCUUGUGCAAUGAUGUGAUGAAAGAUGCUGUGCUGACAAGCAAGUGCUGUUUUAAAAGCUUUUGUGACAAAUGUAUUAGGGACUAUGUUAUCUCCAAGUCCAUGUGCAUAUGUGGUGCAACAAAUAUUCUUGCAGAUGAUCUUUUACCAAAUAAGACCCUAAGAGAUACUAUUAAUCGUAUAUUGGAGUCAGGCAAUAGCAGUGCUGAAAACGCUGGGAGCACCUUUCAAGUUCAAGAUAUGGAGUCUGCUCGUUGUCCACAACUGAAGCUUCCAUCUCCAACCUCAUCGGCUGCAUCUAAGGGAGAACCAAAGGUUUCACUUGUUCAUGAAGGAAUGACACAUGUACCGGAAACUGUUGAUGAUAGAAAAACAGUUUCUGCUCCAGCUCCAUUGCAAACAUCAGAGCAAGUGAAGCCCAGAAUGCCUGAUGUAAGUGAAGCUACACAUGAGUCGACGAGUGUAAAGGAACCAGCCUCACAAGGGAGUGCUCAGUUGGUUGAGGAGGAAGUCCAGCAAAAAAUGGUUUCUGCUGAGGCAGGAAAGAAGAAAAAAAGGAAGAAAGUCUGUUUGCCUGCAAAUGAUUUUCAGUGGAAAAGCCCACACGACCUUGGGGCUGAGAGCUACAUGAUGCCAAUGGGCCCAGCACCUGGUUACAGUUCAUACUGGAAUGGCAUGCAACCUUGUAUGGAAGGAUUUAUGGGACCAUAUGGUGGCCCGAUGCAAAUGAUGGGUUAUGGCCUGGGCCCCUUGGACAUGCCAUUUGCAGGUGGUCUGCCUCAUGAUCCAUUUGGCAUGCAGGGUUACAUGAUGCCUGUUGUUCCACCUCAUAGGGAUCUUGCUGCUGAGUAUGGCAUGGGGAUGAAUGUUCCACCUCCAGUUAUGAGUAGAGAGGAGUUUGAAGCUCGGAAAGCUGAUCGUUGGAGAAAGCGUGAAAAUGAGAAACGGAUUGAUAGGGAUUUCUCCAAAGAUCGAGAUUUUGGUAGGGAAGCGAGCAGUAGUGGGGAUGUUCCUAUGAAAUCAAAAACUGGUCUAGAAGUUGUAACAAGGGUAACAAGGAUGAGUGUGCCACCACGUGAGGUGGAGCCUCCACGUCCUAUCAAGAGAAAAGCUGACUACCAUGUGGAUCGGGAGUAGAAAAAGCUGACUACCAUGUGGAUCGGGAGUAGGAAUGUGAACGUGACCGUGACCAUGAUCGUGAGCAGAGGGACCACCGUGAUGGAGAAAGAGGCCAUCACCAUCGCCACCACCGGUCAGAAUCCUCUUCCCCGGAUGUCAUCUGAACCAGUCACCAAAACUUCCUCAACUGCACUAUCAUCCGCCGUAGCUAGAGACCGCAAGCAGGAGGCCAGUGUUUUCUCCAGCAUAAGCUUCCCCGCUGAGGCAGAAAUGACCAAGAAGAGGAAGAUAUCUGCUUUUCCCACCACUAAAGCUGCUUCAGCUGGUCCCCCUGCCACAUCUUCAGCCCAUCUCAAGGCAGCAUCGAAAGGCUACUAUGAAGGCAGAGCAGCACGAUUUCUGAAUAUGAGUCCAGUGAUGAUGAGCGGCAUUUCAAACUGAGGCCGCCAUCAAGGCACAAGUUGUCUACCUAGACUAUAAAGCAGUUCUUCAUUC